AUGGCGUCCCCGGCUAUCAGAAAGGCGAUCGCUGAAGCGGCGUCGCAGUACUCCAAGCCCGAAGGGAAGGUCUUUCAAUAUGGUACCGCGGGGUUCCGUAUGAAGGCUGAUCUCCUCAACACCGUAGUCUUCACCGUGGGCUUGCUUGCUGGGCUUCGUUCCAGGAAGCUUAGUGGACAAUGGGUUGGUGUCAUGGUCACUGCCAGUCACAACCCCGCGGAAGAUAAUGGUGUCAAGUUGAUUGAUCCCAUGGGUGAAAUGUUGGAGGCUGAGUGGGAAACUUAUGCCACCAGACUUGCCAAUGCCCCGCUUGACAAGGUCGGUGAUGUCUUUGACGAACUCAUCAAGGAGAUCGAUGUCAGCAUGGAGAACCCCGCUCGUGUCGUCUUCGCUCGCGACACUCGUGCCUCUGGCUCGCGUCUGGUCUCUGUCAUCAAUGCCGCCCUUACCGCUUCGGAGGUCGAAUUCAUCGAUCUGAAGUACAUGACCACCCCUCAGCUCCACUAUGUUGUGCGCUGCAAGAACACUCUGGGCACCCAGUAUGAGUAUGGCGAGCCCACAGAGCAGGGCUACUAUGAGAAGCUUGCCGAAGCUUUCAAGAGAGUUAUGCGUGGUGUUAAGGUCAAGGGCUCGUUGACCGUGGACUGCGCGAACGGUGUUGGUGGGCCCAAGCUGAGAGAGCUCAUCAAAUACCUGCCCGGCCCGGAGGAGGGUGGCAUGGAUAUCAAGAUAGUUAAUGAUGAUGUCAUUAACCCUGAUAGCCUGAACUUUGAAUGUGGUGCCGAUUAUGUCAAAACGAAACAACGUGCUCCGCCUUCCUCCAAGGCAGCUGCUCUUGACCGCUGUGCCUCGCUGGAUGGUGACGCCGAUCGUAUCGUGUACUACUUCAUCGACGAGAGCAACACUUUCAGAUUGCUUGACGGUGACCGCAUUGCCACCCUUGCGGCCUCCUUCAUCGGCGAUCUUGCGCGGAGCGCUGGGAUUGCGCAGAAGCUCAAGAUCGGCGUCGUCCAGACCGCUUACGCCAAUGGUUCCAGCACGGACUACAUCGAGAAGGUCCUGAAGUUGCCUUCUGUUUGCACCAACACUGGUGUCAAGCAUCUGCACCAUGCGGCCCUGCGCUUCGACGUUGGCGUCUACUUCGAGGCCAACGGUCACGGUACCAUUACUUUCUCCGAGACCGCCUUGAAGACCAUUAAGAACACUGAGCCCCAGUCUCCUGCCCAGCAGCGCUCCCUUGAGUGCCUCCAGGCUCUUACUGACCUGAUUAACCAGGCGGUCGGUGAUGCCAUCUCCGACAUGCUCCUGGUCGAAGCUAUUCUUGCUCACAAGGGCUGGAGCCCCAAGGAAUGGCUUGCUACUUACACCGACCUUCCCUCGCGACUUGUCCGCGUGGAGGUUGCAGACCGCUCCAUCUUCAAGGCUUACGAUGCCGAGCGCAAGCUCGAGUCGCCUCCAGGCCUCCAGGCUAAGAUUGAGUCCCUCCAGUCCCGCUACAACAAGGGCAGAAGCUUUGCCCGUGCAAGUGGCACGGAAGAUGCGGUGCGUGUCUAUGCUGAGGCAGCAAGCCGCUCCGAGGCGGACGACCUUGCUACCCGUGUCGCGAACGCCGUCCGCGAGGCUGGCACUGCCAAGGAAACAUUGCAGUCUGCUUGA
Aspergillus tubingensis is the source of this 1656-nucleotide messenger RNA. It is a transcript of the gene agm1, whose product is annotated as phosphoacetylglucosamine mutase PCM1. The record is from RefSeq and is a predicted model, not a curated record. Gene Ontology annotation, biological process: UDP-N-acetylglucosamine biosynthetic process; carbohydrate metabolic process. The coding region runs from base 1 to 1656 and encodes 551 amino acids. Gene Ontology annotation, molecular function: magnesium ion binding; phosphoacetylglucosamine mutase activity. Lineage: Eukaryota; Fungi; Ascomycota; Eurotiomycetes; Eurotiales; Aspergillaceae. The transcript has 6 exons.